Volvox carteri f. nagariensis is the source of this 2812-nucleotide messenger RNA. RefSeq lists its product as uncharacterized. The record is from RefSeq and is a predicted model, not a curated record. NCBI's taxonomy places the organism in Eukaryota, Viridiplantae, Chlorophyta, Chlorophyceae, Chlamydomonadales, Volvocaceae. The coding region runs from base 1 to 1320 and encodes 439 amino acids. The transcript has 15 exons.
AUGGCAGGACAGCUCGUGCCCCCUACGGAUCCCUCUUCCUCCUGCGUCCUGAAUUUCUAUCACCUUACCCCCCUUGAAGAUCCCCAGGCGACAGUCGAGCAGCACCGACAGCUCAUAGAGAGACUAGGGUUGGACAUCCGCGGCCGCAUCUACAUAUCCUCGCAGGGAAUUAAUUCACAGUGCGGCGGCACGGUUGAGCAUGCGACGGCCUAUGCUGAAUGGAUCAAGCAGCAACCAGGUUUCCAGGGCCUGCGCUACACGCUAUGGCCCGCGGACGGCCAUGCCUUUCCCAAGCUGCGCCUCAAGCACAAGCCCAACCUGAUCAGUCUUGCUGGGGGAAUGGAGGGCCUGCCCAUCACCGACCCCGCCGCGCGCGCCACGCCGCUGGAGCCCAGCAAGUGGAAGGAGAUGAUAGCCCAAUCGCAGGUGAUCGGGAAGGAAAAGAAGAUGGUGGUUCUUGAUGUGCGCAACGACUACGAGUGGGAUGCGGGUCAUUUUGAGGGCGCAGAGCGGCCCGCUGAGGAGAUCUUUGCUGAGACACCCGUGGGCGAGGGCGAGCAGGAGGUGCCGGUCUACCUCCAAGAAGUGGACAAGGAUACGCCCGUGCUGAUGUACUGCACUGGUGGCAUACGAUGCGACGUGUACUCGACGUUCCUUCGGCACAAAGGCUACAACAAUUUGUACACGCUGGAAGGCGGUGUGCAGAAUUACCUGCGACAAGAGGGAGGGGCGCAUUGGAAGGGCAGCCUCUUCGUGUUUGAUGCGCGGAUGGCCAUUCCCGGCUCCCAUUCAGGCGACGCGGACGCGAACCUCCCGGUCUCCGCGCCCCGCGCGGGUGUGACUGCAGAGUCGCGCGCGCUGCCCGCGGCCGUGCCUUGCUCGCUGUGCGGCUCCCCUGACUCGCAGCUGCCUCAUGUCAAUUGCGCCAACAUUGAUUGCAACGAGCUCUUCAUCGCGUGUGCCGCCUGCAAGGCGCUGUUAAAUGGAUGCUGCUGCGAGGCAUGCAUGGAAGCGCCCAGGCUGCUGCGCCCCGCUAAGGUGGACGGAGGUCACUACGGUGCGUGGGGCAACUACGCGGACCGGGAUGAGGUGGGACCCGUCAUAUCCCAGGGCCGAACGCGUGAGGGCCGCGUGGCGCGUCGAGCGCGGCGGCGGGAGGCCCUCAAGGAGAAGCGCAUGGAGUUUGUGGCGGAGAAACUAGCGCGAAAGAAGAUGGUGCGUGAGGCCAUGGCGCGUCUGGAGGCUCUCGAAGCACAAGCCGAUCACCCACAGCCGACGGAUGCGGAGCCGAAGGCGCGGCAGAUGGCUUGUGCGCCAUAAACGGUUGUACCAGCUGGCGUACCAGUCCUUGCAUCGCCCGCAAUCCUACCUGCGCUCGGGGAGCCCCUACAACGCCCUGCCGCGUACCAACUGCUCUAGACAAAACCGAAGCCGAAACUGCAGCUACAGCAGAUGCAGUUGUACUGGAAGUAGCAGCUCAGGAAGCGCAGGCGCAGGUGCAAUACUUUGACCCCGAAUAUCUAGAAUGGGAUGUACGGCUCGAUGAGGAGGAUCAGAGGCGAGGUCAAGUAGCUGCCAUCACCCUCGCCGCUGCAGCGCCGCCGGCUGCCCUCAUCGCACAUGAGCCCACACUCUUCUAUGCCCCAUGCUGUCCACGAGUGGUGUACGACAUGAUUGUACGGCACAACUUGGCGGUAGGCGCGCUGUGCAACGUAGCCUUAGUGGGCAACAGUCCCAAGGCGCAGGCAGAUACGGCAAUUCCGAUGAGGGCUUUCGGUGGUGGCUUCGGUAGCGGUUGCAAGCCGAGGGCGGCUGGUGUCGGCGGCAUCGGCAAGGGAUUUUCCACGGCUGCUGGCAGUGGUGGGAUGGGAUUAGGGCAGGCAGAUACGGGAUUUAAAGGCAAUGGGCAGGGCUGCAUGCUUCACUGGGAGCCCGUGUGGAGCCCUGUGUCCUUCACAGCCGGCUGUCAGGUGCUAACCACCUGCCUGCCACAGUGCUGCCACCGGCAUACCGGGACUGCCUGCAAGCCAACCGACCAAGACCACAGCAGCAUAGUCUGCCAACUGGACAUAUGUGCCGAGCAGGACGAGUUCCAGGCAUGCGGUUACCGGUUCCGCCUCUUUGCUUGCAAAAUGUUCGCCUUCAACCCCAUGUCCAGCGAUGAUGUCAAAAGUUCAGAAAUGUUUGGUAAGACACAUCUGCCACGGCAAUACCAGUAGUCGCCACAGCCUGUAGCCACAAUAAUGCAGUGAAGCGAUAGGCAUACACCACCACCUUCGUCCGCUGUACAUAACCCUCUGUAAGGUCAGAAAUUCCCCUUCUGGACACUUCAUGACCCGCUCGCCAACCACGACGCAUCGUCUUGAGCUACCUUGAGCAAUCCACACUCAUGCAGAUUUUCCCAGCCCAGCGUCCCGAAGGUUAAGGUCCUUGAUGCCCGGAUGAAUCAGUGUUCCUCCCAACCAUGCGACGGGCAAGGCGUGGAAGAAGACAAGUCCCUCGGGCAAGUCGCACAAGUUAUAAGUGCCGAAGUCAUCAUACUAUACCACGCCAUGUCACCACCUCGGCAGCAGCGUCCGGCGGCCCUCUCAGCCACCACAUGCAUUAUAAUAAAUGCAUAUGGUCAAAGGCUGCCAACAGCCGCGUGUACCAUGGCUACGCAGAGGAUGUUUUACGCAGUCAAGCAGCGACCCCAUUCAGCUGCGCGGGCGGAGGAGGCCCCAGCCCAUAACGGGGGAGUUGCGCUCUGCGUUCCUCAAUCGAGAACUCGUCGUCUGUCCAGACUACCACCGACCCAUCAGCGGUCGCGGCU